Candidozyma duobushaemuli is the source of this 2460-nucleotide messenger RNA. RefSeq lists its product as uncharacterized. NCBI's taxonomy places the organism in Eukaryota, Fungi, Ascomycota, Pichiomycetes, Serinales, Metschnikowiaceae. Gene Ontology annotation, biological process: retrograde vesicle-mediated transport, Golgi to endoplasmic reticulum. The transcript is spliced from 2 exons. The record is from RefSeq and is a predicted model, not a curated record. Bases 1 to 2460 code for a protein of 819 amino acids.
AUGUCAGGAUCCUCACUUGAGCGGCUAGACGCACAGCUUUUCUUGGCUUUCUGCAGUAUCCUUGCAACAAAACCAGAGGCAAUCGAGCUGCUUCUUGCAAAAAUCAUACCCUUGAGCAAACUAGGGCAACUACGCUUCAAUCAGCCGUCGAAUCUAUUGAGAAUGAAUUUGGAAAGAAUUGCUCAAUACGCUCAGCAAAUAACAACUCAAGAGUUAGAGAGUCAAUCUCUUAACACGGCAGAGCUUUCAGAUGAUGUGGAGGAUUUGUUGCUUUGGACUACCCAUGAGUAUUCCGUUCAAUUGCCAGACGAGGAGGAUGCUGUCAAAACAGCUGCUGCCUUAGAAGCUGACUAUGCUCAGCGCAGUAAGCUGAUUGGCUAUACCAGCUGUGAAACCUACGCCAGUUUCGUUAUGGCCAAGAUCAUUCAGCUUUCCAGGUAUACUUCAGACUUGGAGCAGUACGACUUUCUUGCCAGGACUGUCCAAGGAAACGAAAGUUUCUUGGCCUGGUACCAUGGCAUCUUUGCACCAUACAACAACUUCAAACGCUCCUACGGUGUGAUUUUGGGUGACACUGCUGCGUUUGAUUUCCUUCUGCGUCAGUCAUACUCAGACAAACUAGAUUUUUUCAUCAAGCCUUAUACAGCUGCUGUGGAGAAGAACCACAUUGCAUUCAACCCACCAAAGAUUUUUUCGGAAGUGCUUUUGCCUGUUGCUUUAUACUACGGUGGUGAUCUUUCUCCACUUCUUGAAUGGGUUUACACGGAGAGGAAGCAUCCAUCAUGGUUGUCAAGACUUCUGACUUUCCAAUCAACGACAGAAAGCAUUUUGAAGUUCACAGACUACCAAGGACAGGGUUUACUGGAUGAGAGCAUCGCAGGCUUCGUUAGCAAUUAUAUCGCUUUGGUUUACUACUUUGCGCUCUAUGGUGAAUCGAGUGUGUCGUCUGUUGAUGUUUCAAGAGCCUAUGAUAUGAUUGACAAUUCCGUGACGGUCUUGAUAGAGUUGCUCGAUGUCACGAGCUCUGGAGGCACCUUACUUUCGGAGGAUGUUGAUCUUGACAACUUACCAGAAUAUCAUUCAUUCACAGAUUUUGUCUCAAGCCAUGCGAAUCCAUUGAAAUCUCUCUUCAGGCUGGACACGAAAAGAUGCCUCGCAUUUUUGAAGAACGCAAUUGCAACUUGUUGUCAGGUUUUCCCAGUCAAUGGCCUCACAGUCUCCAAAUACUUGAAGCUCAGUCAAACUGGCUCUACAGAUCAAGAGUCAGUGAAAAAGGAGGUUCUCCGUGUGCUUGCUCACUUGGAGUCUUCCAAUUAUGAGAAGCUCCUCCACUCUGUCAAACUCAUCUCAUCCUCGUUUAUCAAAGGCGACAAACUGCUUGAAGGCGAGCUUGAUCACAUUAUCUUCGAGAGACUUUUAGGUGUUGGGCUUUUCGCAAACGCUACUGAGUUCUACCAAAAUACGCCAUCUCUAUCGGUAAACCAGGCGUUUGACGUACUUCUAAAAAAAUUCAAGUAUGAGUUUGAUGAAGCCACAAACUUGGAUGAAAGAACAGGUCAUCUCAAUCAAGCUCACGAGUGUGUGAAUCUUCUAAGCACCCUUGGCUCAAGUGAAAAUCUCGAUGAAGCAUCAAGAACCCAGAUCGUCAAGCUCAAGCAUUUACUUAAAGCUAUCAGCAGCUUGAAGAACUUCAAGCUUUCACUCGAUGGUAGAGGCUCGGCCAAACCUCUGGAGGUUUUAACCAAAAUUACGAGAACAGAAGAUGACGAACAGUUCACGCCCUUUUCGAUUGUUUCGCAUGUUCUAGAGCAAAAUCCUAAGUCUUACCAUGCUUUCGAGAAGCUCUACCGCAUUGUCAAUGAUCUUGCCAUUUACCUUGGAAUAGAUGUCUCGCAUGUUCCCUUUGCAAGAAUUCAGUCGGCUUGCAUUGAGUCUGCUUUGAUUGACAACAAUUUCACAUUUGCUUACAAGCAUUCAAAAAUGCUUUUCGAUCAACACGCCGCUGACAACAAUUUCAGUAUCAACGAGUAUUGGCUCACGUUUUACCAAACUGCAAAAUACAUAGCGCCGGAAUGGUUCAACGAUGAAGAUAUCUUGGUGGAGAAAAAGAAACUCGACGUUUACCUCAAACAAAGAGAACUUCUUUUCCUCACUCUCAAGCUCACCAAGCCCUCCAGCUCAACCACAGACAACAGUCGCCUCAUUCUCACUCAACUCAAACAAAAAGAGAGAGAGAUUGAUUCUGUCUUUGAUCACCUAGGCCUGUACAGCGAGCUGAAUACGCAAAUGCAAACAGAGCCUAGCGUCUUGCAGAUACCGGAGAACGCUGGUAGGUUAUUGAACGAAGCGUCCAAAACAGCUUCUAAAACAACAUCCCACGCUAGUGACAAACUCUCAAACUUGUUUGUCUCCGGUCUAGGUUGGGCAAUUGGUGCAAACAGGCGCGAUUUAAAUACAUAA